AUGAGCGGGACAGUAGAAAAUCCCAUAGAAGAUCCAAGUCAAAGUCGGCAUCACCCGAAAGAAGGGAAAGGUGGGCGAUUUGCUAGCAAUCAUUUUUUACAAUUGUUCCACACUUCUUUGAGUUUCAGCAGAAAGUUUUCUCAUGGCGAUAGAAACGACGCCCGUUACCGUGAUUCGCAGAAGGAAAAGGAUCGAAGAGGUAAUGGUGACGAACGCCGAGAGGUUAAGAAGGAACCAGUAGAACCAGACCAGUCGCCAGGAAGAGGCACUUCUGGAAAGAGUUACGGGUUAGAGAAAAGACCUAAACGUGAGCCUGUGGAUGAAGGUGAUCAUCAUGCUAGAGGAUCUGAAGGAACAUCCUCGAAGUGAGC
Molecule: messenger RNA, 371 nt
Organism: Strongylus vulgaris
Lineage: Eukaryota; Metazoa; Nematoda; Chromadorea; Rhabditida; Strongylidae
Source: the annotation of a GenBank genome assembly